This is a messenger RNA of Lobosporangium transversale, 1269 nucleotides long. RefSeq lists its product as hypothetical. The transcript has 6 exons. The record is from RefSeq and is a predicted model, not a curated record. Lineage: Eukaryota; Fungi; Mortierellomycota; Mortierellomycetes; Mortierellales; Mortierellaceae. Gene Ontology annotation, molecular function: FAD binding. Bases 22 to 1140 code for a protein of 372 amino acids.
UUUUUUUUUUCCCUUAAAAAAAUGUCGAAUGAUACAGCAGCCGAGUCAAUAGAAGAGAUCCAGCGGACUGGUGUGAUAAUUGUUGGUGGCGGCAUUAGUGGUUUAUUCCUGGGUAUGCUCCUGGAGCGAUUGGAACUUUCUUAUCAUAUCUUUGAACGAGCAACCGAAGUUCGUCCGCUAGGCUCGGCAUUGACGCUUGGAGCAAACAUUCAACCAGCCUUUGAACAACUUGGAUUACUGGAACAACUUAAAGCCAUCUCACUUCCUUGUCCCUCCCUGGAACUGUAUUCAGACAACUUGGAACACAUUGGAUCUUUGAAUCUGGAGAAAAGGAAAGAAAUAUCGGGAUAUGACGAUCUGAUCUUUGAGCGCUCCAAGCUCUAUUCAUUGCUCCGGAGUCAGAUCCCAGACAGCAAGAUUAGUUAUGGGAAACGAGUUACCCGGUUAGAAGAGAAAGAUGGCCAAGUGUUUAUCCAUUGUGCAGAUGGUUUUGUCUGUCAAGGUGACAUGCUUGCUGGAGCCGAUGGCGCCUAUAGCAACGUUAGACAGAGUCUUUACGAACAAUUGGAAGAAAAAGGCCUUUUACCCAAAAUUGACACUGAGGAUUUUGUGAUCGGUAAUAUCGUCAUGGUUGGAGUGGCACAGCCCUUGAACCCUGAAAAGUAUCCACAACUCAAUGAUACUAAGGCACAUUUCUCAUCCGUUCAAGGAAAAAACAAACAAAUUCUUGCGCUGAUUUCUGCACCAGGCCAGCGCGUUUGUUGGUCGAUAGGGACUGGUCUGUCCGAGGCUGAGGCCAAGGAAAAGCGGUUCAAGAAUUCCGAAUGGGGUCCUGAAGCGAACGAAUUGAUGAUCAAAGAAUUUGAAGAUCAUCCGUCUCCAUGGGGUGGCACCUUUGGAGAUUUUAUUCGGAUGACACCUCCCCACUUGGUUUCCAGAGUAUCUUUAGAGGAGAAAAUCUUUCAAACAUGGUUCCAUGGAAGGACUGUGCUCAUUGGUGAUGCGUGCCACAAGAUGUUGACAGGAGCUGGUUUAGGUAUAUGUAUGAACUUAAAGACUUUGAAUAUACCUCAUCAUAAACAAUUAUAUAAACCGACAUAUUCUCCUACCUUCUUUCUUCAUAAUGCAAAGGUGCGGUAACUGCAAUGCAAGAUGCUGUGGUACUUGCGAAUUGUAUCCAUAAUAUGCCCAAUCGCUCUGCCUAUAGCAUUAAAGCCGCAUUUGAGGAGUACUACCGACAGCAACAUCAUCGUGCAGUGACCGCGUUUG